Molecule: messenger RNA, 519 nt
Organism: Lachancea mirantina
Lineage: Eukaryota; Fungi; Ascomycota; Saccharomycetes; Saccharomycetales; Saccharomycetaceae
Source: the annotation of a GenBank genome assembly
AUGUUGGUGCGCCAAGCAAGAAACUCGAUCGUGAGAUUUGGAAGAGUUCCAGCCGCAAGACUGACCGUUCGUUGGAACAGUAGUACAGCGACCGAAAAUACGACUGUUGACCCAAAAAUUGAGAAUAUUGUUCAGGAAAUUUCAAAGUUGACAUUAGUAGAGACAUCCAGUUUGAUUUCAGAGCUUAAGAGCCAGCUAAAUAUCCCAGACAUUGCACUCCCAGUUGCGGGAGCUGCACCCGCGGGAGGGUCAGCAGCCGCGCCAGCAGCCGAAGAGGCUGCUCAAGAAGAACCUAAGGAGGAGAAGAGCAUUUUUUCCGUGAAACUGGAGGCGUUCGAUGCUAAGACAAAGCCAAAGGUCAUUAAAGAAGUGAAGACGCUGCUUGGAUUGUCAUUGGUGGAGGCUAAAAAGUUCGUGGAAGCUGCUCCUAAGGUGUUGAAGGAGAAUGUCGCCAAGGAAGAUGCAGACAAGAUUAAGGCUGCUUUGGAGGCCGUUGGCGGCAAGAUCUCUCUAGAGUAG